Molecule: messenger RNA, 3312 nt
Organism: Diceros bicornis minor
Lineage: Eukaryota; Metazoa; Chordata; Mammalia; Perissodactyla; Rhinocerotidae
Gene: NAPRT
Product: nicotinate phosphoribosyltransferase
Exons: 12
Coding region: 1100-3019 (639 amino acids)
Biological process (GO): NAD+ biosynthetic process
Molecular function (GO): nicotinate phosphoribosyltransferase activity
Source: RefSeq, a predicted model, not a curated record
CCCAGGCCUUAGACUUGGCCUGCAUCUCAUCAGUGCCCCCGUCUGUCCGCUCCUGCACUGCAGACCCAGGGGCCACGGCCAUCCUCCCCUCUCCUUGCCCCUCCACAGCCUUCCUGUGGUGCUGCCUACCCCUCCUGUCUUCAUCCACCCCGUGGCUGCAAGUGCUAUGUCCAGUUCAGGCUGUGAAGCCAGAAACAGCGUGCAUUGGCUCCUUCACUGUAGGGCUGCUGGUUCCCUUCAGGGCACAAGAGGCAUCCUGGUCCUCCUGCCUCCUCAGCUCCAUUCCUGGCUGAGCAAGUGCCAGCCCGGAACUGUCCAGGGAAAAGAGGUCUCGCAGCCUUCUUGGCCCUGCUGUUGUGACUGCAGUCACAUGCCCCACCCAGUCUGACGUUUUUGAAACCCUGCCAGGCUUCCCACCAUCUUUAGAAAAAAGACUUGGCUUCUUUCUUUAGCUCCUAGGCCCAGGCCCCUGCUGCCCCAGCCCGGCCCCUCUGGCUUCAGUCCUCCACGGGGCACUCACCACUCCCCCAGGGCGCUGCCUGCGCCUGUGCCUGCUCCCUGCUCUGCCCCUCGCCCACCGGAGACCUGGGCCCUGGACAGAUCCCAUGACAAACUGCCCCGUGGGGCAGUGACCACUGUCCUGUCCCCUCAACCCUUUUUGGGCAGUACUUGUGUCACUAGUGGCUCCUGCCCUUGGCCAACAUGGCUGGUGAGACAGCCAUUCAGGAGAAAGGGGGCGGGCUGUGGUUACUUCUGGUCAGAGCUGGUGUCCUCCAGGCCCCAAGCUACACAGGAAUGGGCUUCCCCAGGGGAGUUGGGGCCCUGAGACCACCCUCGGAGAGUUUUACUCUUGAGGACUUAGGGUGCAGGACCCGAAAGUCAUCUUGGUGCCAGCUGGUGAUGGUCACACGGCGCCACACUCGUUCCUGAACGACACAUCGUGAGCACCUCCACAGACUCGAAUCACCUCUACCUGCUGUCCCUCCCAGGCCGGGGCUGGCUUCCGCGUGGGGCGGGGUAAAGCCUGGCGGGAUGUGUUACCACUGCCCUCUCCUACCCUCCACCCCCUCGCUGUAGGGCGGGGCCGAGAGGGGCUGGGAUGACCAGCGAAGAGCAGACACAUGCCCCACUCAAGCCCAGUCCGGCUGCUGGGACCCUUUGGUGUCCGGAGGCCGGCAGGCCCCGCCCCUUGCAGUCACCGGGUUUGCGGCGCGUCAGCGGGCGUCACGUGGGCCGGGGCGGGGUGGCCAGAGUCCGGCGGCCGAGCCGAUGGCGGCGGAGCCGGAGCCCGAGGGGCGCGCGGCGGGGCCGCUGCUCUCCGACCUCUACCACAUCACCAUGGCGCUGGGCUACUGGCGCGCGGGCCGGGCGCGGGACCCCGCCGACUUCGAGCUCUUCUUCCGCGCCUGCCCGUUCGGCGGCGCCUUCGCCCUGGCCGCGGGCCUGCGCGACUGCGUGCGUUUCCUGCGCAGCUUCCGCCUGCGGGACGCAGGUACCCCCCCGGCCCGACGAGAGGCCCCCACGGCCGGAUAAGACUCGGCCUGACAAGCCCCUUCCCUUCCCGCGCGCCGACGAGUCCCCCACCGCCCCGCGUUCGCCCAGCCCACAAGGGCCUCUGUCGCCCCCAGACGUGCAGUUCCUGGCCUCGGUGCUGCCCCCAGACACGGAGCCCGCGUUCUUUGAUCACCUUCGGGCCCUCGACUGCUCCGGGGUGACGCUCCGGGCCCUGCCCGAGGGCUCCCUUGCCUUCCCCGGCGUGCCGCUGCUGCAGGUGUCCGGGCCGCUUCUGGUUGUGCAGCUGCUAGAGACGCCGCUCCUCUGCCUAGUCAGCUACGCCAGCCUCAUCGCUACCAACGCAGCACGGCUUCGCCUGAUCGCGGGACCAGAGAAGCGGCUGCUGGAGAUGGGGCUGCGGCGUGCCCAGGGCCCCGACGGGGGUCUCACGGCUUCCACCUACAGCUACCUGGGCGGAUUCGAUGCCAGCAGCAAUAUGCUCGCAGGACAGCUUCGGGGCGUGCCGGUGGCCGGAACCCUGGCGCAUUCCUUCAUCACUUCCUUUUCAGGCACCGAGGUGUCCCCUGACCCGAUGCUGGCUCCGGCUGCUGGCCCGGGCCCCAGGGUGGACCUGGCUGCCUGCGUAGAGGCAUGGCUGGAGCGUGUGUGCGUUCACCUGGGCCUGGGGGUGCACGAGCCGCACCGGGGGGAACGAGUGGCCUUUGUGGCCUAUGCCCUGGCCUUUCCCCAGGCCUUCUAUGGCCUGCUGGACACCUACAGUGUGCAGAGGAGUGGUCUUCCCAACUUCCUGGCAGUCGCCCUGGCACUGGGGCAGCUGGGCUACCAGGCAGUGGGCGUGAGGUUGGACAGCGGUGACCUGCUUCAGCAGGCCCAGGAGAUCCGUGGGGUCUUCCGGACCAUUGCGGCCCAGUUCCAGGUACCCUGGCUGGAGUCGGUCCCCAUCGCCGUCAGCAACAACAUCGACGAGGAGGAGCUGGCCCGGCUGGCCCAGGAGGGCAGUGAGGUCAACGUCAUCGGCAUUGGCACCAACGUGGUCACGUGUCCCCGCCAGCCUUCCCUGGGCUGCGUCUACAAGCUGGUGUCCGUGGGAGGCCAGCCACGAAUGAAGCUCACCGAGGACCCUGAAAAGCAGACGUUGCCCGGGAGCAAGGCUGCCUUCCGGCUCCUGGGCUCCGAUGGGUCUCUGCUGUUGGAUGUGCUGCAGUUGGCAGAAGAGCCACCACCCCAGGCUGGCCAGGAGCUAAGGGUCUGGCCUCGAGGGGCCCGGGAGUCCUGUACUGUGAGGCCGGCCCACGUGGAGCCGCUGCUGCGACUCUGGGUCCAGCAGGGACAGCUGUGUGAGCCCCUCCCAUCUCUGGCUGAAUCCAGAGCCUUGGCCCAGCUGUCCCUGAGAUGCCUCAGUCCUGCACACAGGUGGCUGGAGCAGCCUGCACUGUAUCAGGUCGCUCUGUCUGAGAAGCUGCAGGCCCUGGUGGACAGACUGACUGCCGGAGGCGCCCUGUGAGAAUCCUGUGGUGGAGGCUGCCUGAAAUUAACAUGAGUCACUCACUGUCCCCCACAACUUGUUACGUGUCGUUUUUUCACCUGGCCUGCCACCCACUUGACUGCCAGGGCCUUCCCGGGUGGGCUGGAAUCAGGAGUCAGAGCAAGAGUUCAUGCUCCCAGGGGAGGCCCAGGCCCGGCCAGGGUGGGGAGGCAGCCCCGUGCUGAGGCCUGACAGUGGUGAGGAGCUAGGCCAAGGCCAGGGAGUGUCCAGGUCUCGGGGAGCUGGACUUCAGGGGCAGAUCUGAGGCUGGA